This is a messenger RNA of Populus trichocarpa (black cottonwood), 2869 nucleotides long. RefSeq lists its product as uncharacterized. Gene Ontology annotation, biological process: intracellular signal transduction; peptidyl-serine phosphorylation. The coding region runs from base 469 to 2019 and encodes 516 amino acids. The transcript is spliced from 14 exons. NCBI's taxonomy places the organism in Eukaryota, Viridiplantae, Streptophyta, Magnoliopsida, Malpighiales, Salicaceae. The record is from RefSeq and is a predicted model, not a curated record. Gene Ontology annotation, molecular function: ATP binding; protein serine/threonine kinase activity.
UAGAACGUUAAGAACACGGGGAAAAAAAAAGAAAAAAGAAAAGAAAGAAAGAAUUGAUGCAUUGAUAGUUUGAUAGAAAUAGAAAAGCGAAGGAAAAGAAAAGGAAGAAAAUCGAGAGAGAGAGAGAGCGCGCGCUUAAAGUUUCAACAACAAACAGAACGGGUCAUCAAAAUCAUGAAGACAAAGUGCUCUUCUCUUCUUCACUCUCUUCUUCUCCGACAUCUCCGCUUCUUCUCUUUCUUUAGUCUUACCUCUGCAUUUCUUACCUUACGAGGAAAUUCUUGAAUUCCUUGGUAAUGUGUGGAGCAUAAGAAUCUGCUUCAUCUGUCAAAUGAGUGCCUAAGCCAAAGGGUGCAUCUUCAGUAACUUAUGAAAUCAAAUGCAUAUAUUUAAGAGUGCAGGGCUGUGAGCCUGUGACAAGAGGGCUCUGUCUCCCACAAAAUUUGAAAUAAUUGUCAAGUGAAACAUAUGGAGUCUACAGGGUGUUGGUUCAAUAGGUUAAAGUCAAAGGAUAAGCUGAAGUCUGCGAAAAAGAAAGAUACUGCAGGCAAUGAGAAGGAGGGAUCAAAAGCCCCAAACAGUGAAGAAGCACCAUCAAAUGUAACAAGGCAGAAGGUUGCCGCUGCAAAGCAGUAUAUUGAGAACCAUUAUAAGAAGCAAAUGAAGGACCUGCAAGAGAGGAAGGAGCGACGUAAUGUACUGGAGAAGAAGUUAGCUGAUGCUGAGGUCUCUGAGGAAGAACAAGAUAACUUACUUAAGUAUUUAGAGAAGAAGGAAACUGAAUACAUGCGCCUUCAAAGGCAUAAAAUGGGUGCUGAUGAUUUUGAGCCAUUGACAAUGAUAGGCAAGGGUGCAUUUGGGGAGGUUAGAAUCUGUAGGGAAAAGUCAACAGGUCAUGUGUAUGCUAUGAAAAAGCUUAAGAAAUCAGAGAUGCUUCGGCGAGGACAGGUUGAACAUGUGAAAGCAGAAAGGAAUCUACUUGCGGAGGUUGAUAGCAAUUGCAUUGUCAAACUGUAUUGUUCUUUCCAAGAUGAAGAGUAUCUGUAUCUAAUCAUGGAGUAUCUACCUGGUGGAGAUAUGAUGACUUUAUUGAUGCGCAAGGACACGCUAACUGAAGAUGAGGCCAGGUUUUAUGUUGGGGAAACUGUCCUGGCUAUUGAGUCUAUCCAUAAACAUAAUUAUAUUCAUAGAGAUAUUAAGCCUGACAACUUGCUACUUGAUAGAAAUGGUCACAUGAAAUUAUCAGAUUUUGGACUAUGUAAACCAUUAGAUUGCAGUAAUCUCCAAGAAAAGGAUUUUUCUGUGGCAAACAAUCUUAGUGGAGCUCUUCAAAGUAAUGGAUGCCCUGCAGCACCAAAACGUACACAACAGGAGCAAUUGCAACACUGGCAGAGGAACAGGAGGAUGCUUGCUUAUUCCACUGUUGGAACUCCUGACUACAUUGCCCCAGAGGUCUUGUUGAAGAAAGGAUAUGGAAUGGAAUGUGAUUGGUGGUCCAUUGGUGCUAUUAUGUAUGAAAUGCUUGUGGGGUACCCGCCGUUUUACUCAGACGAUCCCAUGUCAACUUGUAGGAAGAUAGUAAAUUGGAGAAAUCAUUUAAAGUUUCCAGAAGAAGCAAAGUUAUCUCCCGAGGCAAAAUACCUUAUUAGCAAACUCUUAUGUAAUGUUGACCAGAGGCUUGGAACAAAAGGCGUGGAUGAAAUAAAGGCUCACCCAUGGUUUGAAGGUACUGAGUGGGAGAAAUUAUAUCAAAUGAAAGCUGCAUUUAUUCCUGAGGUCAAUGAUGAGUUGGAUACUCAAAAUUUUGAGAAGUUUGAAGAGGCUGAUGACCAAAUUCAAACUUCAGCAAAAUCUGGUCCAUGGAGAAAGAUGCUUUCAUCUAAAGAUAUUAACUUUGUUGGCUAUACAUACAAGAACUUUGAAAUUGUAAAUGAUCAUCAGUUACCUGGAAUCGCUGAAUUAAAGAAAAAGAGCACAAAAUCUAAGAGGCCCUCCGUCAAGUCGCUUUUUGGUUGCUGAAGACGGUGGUUGAAAUCAAACUUUCGCCACAUAAUUUGAAUGGUGGUCUCGGCAUCCUCUUCCUUCCUAGGUGGCAUGUGUAUAGUAGUGAGGUCUGUUUUGACGUCAAUUGACUUUUUCUUUUCUUUUCCUUCUUUUUCUUCCUUGGAUUGCGUGUUGGCCAUGUAAAAAAUUAUAUCAACCCUUCAAUUUCUUUUUUCUUUUGAUUCAGUCCUUAUUCUCUUAAUUGCAAUUGUUUUAUUUACAUUAAUUUUUUUAAUUGGAUUUUAUUUUUGAUUUCGUCUCUAUUUAUUUGAUUUUGUUAAUUUUUUAUCAAAUUUGAUCAUCAUUCUUUUAAUUGUUAUUUUUUGGUUUUCGGUCAUUUUCUUGAUUUUUUUUUUUUCAAUUUCAUCCUUGAGCAUUUCUUUUCAUUGAAUUUUAUGUCAAGCUUGGUGCUAAUUUUUUUAAUUGUUAUUUUUUAAUUAUUUUCUUAAUUAAUUUGUUUUUUUUUAAUUUCAUCCCUAAACAUUUAAUUUCAUUAAAAUUUUCCCUUAACAUUAAGUUUCAGUGGUUUUUAUAUUGAUUUAUUUUCUUCAAUUUCAUCUCUCAAUAUUUGUUUGGUUAAGAAUCAAACUUUUUUGUUUUUUUCAGGUUUGCCUUUAAUGGGGUCAUUCUGGUCUUAUGACCUGGGUCAACUUUGGUCUUUUUUUUUAAAGCAUUUUUUUAAAAAAAAUUGCUAGUAUUUUUUUCGUUUUUCUAUUUAUGGGGUCAUUUCAAUUUCAUGUCCUAGGUCAUGUGUUUGGUAUAAAAGUCGCAUUAAUAACACCUAUACAUUAAGUUUUUUGUAUUGAAAAAAAAAAUAUUUGACUUA